AGGUGUUCGCUGCCGCCGCCGCGCCGCCGUCGCUCUCCAACGCCAGCGCCGCCUCUCGCUCGCCAAGCUCCAGCCGAAAGAGAAGGGGGGUAAGUAAGGAGGUCUCUGUACCAUGGCUCGUACAAAGCAGACUGCCCGCAAAUCGACCGGUGGUAAAGCACCCAGGAAGCAACUGGCUACAAAAGCCGCUCGCAAGAGUGCGCCCUCUACUGGAGGGGUGAAGAAACCUCAUCGUUACAGGCCUGGUACUGUGGCGCUCCGUGAAAUUAGACGUAAUCAGAAGUCGACUGAACUUCUGAUUCGCAAACUUCCCUUCCAGCGUCUGGUGCAAGAAAUUGCUCAGGACUUUAAAACAGAUCUGCGCUUCCAGAGCGCAGCUAUCGGUGCUUUGCAGGAGGCAAGUGAGGCCUAUCUGGUUGGCCUUUUUGAAGACACCAACCUGUGUGCUAUCCAUGCCAAACGUGUAACAACUAUGCCAAAAGACAUCCAGCUAGCAGGCCGCAUACGUGGAGAACGUGCUUAAGAAUCCACUAUGACGGGAAACAUUUCAUUCUUAAAAAAAAAAA
Molecule: messenger RNA, 566 nt
Organism: Nomascus leucogenys (northern white-cheeked gibbon)
Lineage: Eukaryota; Metazoa; Chordata; Mammalia; Primates; Hylobatidae
Product: histone H3.3A-like
Cellular component (GO): nucleosome
Molecular function (GO): protein heterodimerization activity; structural constituent of chromatin; DNA binding
Source: RefSeq, a predicted model, not a curated record